Molecule: messenger RNA, 699 nt
Organism: Adineta ricciae
Lineage: Eukaryota; Metazoa; Rotifera; Eurotatoria; Adinetida; Adinetidae
Source: the annotation of a GenBank genome assembly
AUGUUUACCCGUCCCAUGCAAGUCUUACGUUUCCUAUCUCUACAGAGUCGUUACCGGUUGUUUUCCUCGACAACUAGUCGUUUGAAUUUGAAACAGGAAGAGAAUUCUUUAACGAGUAAAACAGAACGAAAUGAUAUUCAACCGAGCGUACUGAAAUUACCUUCAUAUCUACCCGAACCUACAGGCGUCAAGUCAGCACUGUUUAACGAUUUCUACCUCAUCUAUCGACUUGGCUACCAGCGACCUUUACGAUACGUUCAAGUUUUGAAACUUACACAAACGAUUGCUACUGCUUGUAUCACUCCAUACCAAAUCUACAACUACAAUCAAGGUUUACUUACCUUACUCGAACUUCAAUUCUCCUUAUUUCUGCUCAGUCUCGCUUCAUUCAGUCUAUUCAUGUUCGGCUGGUUUGCCACACGAACUGUAUGUUAUAUCUACACAACUGUCGAAUGCGAUCGCGUGAUAUUAACUCAUAUCGAUUUCUGGGGUCGUCGUCGAAAUAUCGAAUUAGACACACGUGAUAUCGUUCCUAUCAAUGAUAUCGAAACACCAAACAAAACAGUUUUACUAUUGAAACGUUAUUCCACACCGGAGACAAUGUAUUAUUCAGUUCGCAUUGGUCAGAUACUUGACCGACCAAGAUUCAAUCGAAUCUUUGCGGGUAUUAUCACUCAAGAUACCAAGAGUUGGUGGUGA